Nelumbo nucifera (sacred lotus) is the source of this 1943-nucleotide messenger RNA. It is a transcript of the gene MPC, whose product is annotated as maternally expressed pab C-terminal. The record is from RefSeq and is a predicted model, not a curated record. Lineage: Eukaryota; Viridiplantae; Streptophyta; Magnoliopsida; Proteales; Nelumbonaceae. Gene Ontology annotation, molecular function: RNA binding.
AAGUGAAGGGGUUGGUCAAUGGGAUUGAGAAUCCCAUUCACGUUCCAAUUCUAAAAUUGUAUAGGACCCACGGUAAGUUUCAUUUUCCCGGGUAAACGAUACCCUUGCAACACUCGGGUAAAUUGGUUUCCUGAGUGGAGGGUAAGUAGAUAAAAAAGGAAAAUCUCAAAAUGCCUCCCCUCGGCCUCUGCGUUUCUCCUCUCACCUCUUGGCUCUCCUCUUCCACUCCAUCAUCUUGCUGCCAUUGGUUCUCUAAGUUGCUGCUGCUUGAUCUAGUCAUCGGCUCCAUCAUUGACUCUCCUCCAUUGUUGCUGCUUCAUCCUCCUCCACUCUGUUGUCGACACCAUUGAGCUGCUGUUGCUUCGCUUGUCGUCUCUGCUCACUGUUCUUUUUUCUCCAUUGAAAUGAUGCUUUUGGGAAUUUCUCCCUUCAAAGAUGCAAGUGAAUGGCUCAUUUUUUCAAAGAAUCAUAGCCAGAGAUAUGAGAUUUCCAAACUACUUUGCUGAAGCUAAAGACCUUAUUCAUAAGUUAUUAGUAAGUUAAAAGCACUUGCAGGUUAGAUUUAGUUUAGUUUGAGUUGUUAAGACACUUUUAUGUUUGUCCUAAAUACUACUUAUCUUCUUUAUCUUUUGUUCUUUUUGGAUCUUAACAAUGUCAUUCAUAUUGAGCUUUGCUUUGCCCGCCCACUCUCUCUCACACAAACACACACACACGCACAUAGCUCUAGAUGCCAUAUUUGUUCAAUCUAUUGUUUGCAAUUUAGACUUAAAGAGUAGUGGCAGAAGUUCCUUUCCAUCUUUAGUUUUAUUGCAAUUCAGACUUGAAGGAUGAGCAACAUUGCUUGGAAUUUGUUGUUUUCUUAUUUAUCAAUUAGUGGUGGGCUCAUAUCCCUUUAGCCUCAAUUUAAACCCAUCCUUAGUUUUUGUCAGACCCAAGUUUUUACACUAGAGACUCAAAAUCUAAGUGCAUCUCUUGCAAAGCUUCUGGUAAGUUGGGUUGGGAUCAAGGGGCUGUAAAUGUGUUAGGUUCAGAUUAGAUCUUUGGGACAAAAAACUUUAAAUUAAUUUCUUUGGGACAAAAAAAACUUUAAUUUACUUCUACCUAUAUAGAAAUUUGUACAAUUCAAGAGACAUAGGAGUUUUUGUUUUCUUGAAGAUGCAUUUCCAUUUUCCUUUUCAAUGAAGAGAUGCAUUUCUGCAUUAGAUUUGUAGAUUAUCUCCAUAAUAGAUAGAUAUUCACUGAUUCAUGUCCUGAAUUGUGGGUUAUAUAUCUGCCAUUAUUUGCAAUAAUGUCUCUGAGCUUUGAAUCGCAAAGAGCUGGACAGACCAAGUAUGUUCCAAAUGCACGCUCACUUGAUGUGAGCAAUGGACCUACAGUCCCACCAACUGCUUCUGACUUUGUUGGAGCUGCAUCCCAAGGAUCAAACAUGUCGAGCAGCAUGCUUGCUGCUGCUACCCCCAGCACCAGAAACAUAUACUUGCCUGAUCUUGCUGCAAAAAUAACUGGAAUGCUUUUGGAGAUGGAUAACUCAGAACUGCUUCUUUUGCUGGAGUCACCCGAGUCAUUGGCUGACAAGGUAGAAGAAGCAAUGCAAGUGCUAAAACUCUCCAAGACCAGAGUUUCUAGACAGGAUUCUAUUCAUCCAAAUUAUUUAUCGGCUGAGAUUGCAGUCAACUAAAUAUACCUUAUCUGAGGUUGUGCUCCAAGAAGCAGUGCUAGGAUCCACCCAACUGUUUUUGAUCUGGAACAUCAAUUAAUGUCUUGUUUUGUGAAGUGGUUUUUAACUUGUUAUUAGUGGUAUGAUGUUUAACUUGCUAUAUCAGAUUUCUUAAUGAUGUUUUUGAGUGAUUCAAAGCGCCUUGUAGUGAGAUCUGAACAAGUUAUUCUGUGUUCUUGAUCUUUCCUCCACAGGUUAUUGAAUGAGUUAUUGUUUGGAUAGGUUA